AUGGCCUCUGUUCCUUCCACUGAACAGAUCACCGAGAAAGGCACCCUUCCCUGUUUCAGUCAUGUCAAUACACCCAGUGGAUUACAGGAUGGAUUUGGAAUUCACAAUGCGCCUCCGAAGACACUCUCCGAGAAGCAAAUUGAGAAGAGGUUGCUCUGGAAAAUCGAUUGCCUGAUUCUACCCACCCUGGCAGUUAUCUAUUUCCUUGCUGCCAUGGUUGAUCGUGGAGAUAUGGGAAAUGCCAGCAUCGCAGGCAUGAAGAAAGCGCUGCAUCUCACGCCUUCCGAGUAUGCCAAUGCUGUUGCCUUCUUCUAUAUUGGCUACAUCGUCUUCCAGUUGCCCGGCUCCGCUCCAGGUCUUCGCGUUGCUAUUGGUGCAGCAGAAGCUUUCGUCCAAGCAGCUCCGCUCUAUUUGACCCUUUGGUACAAGAGGGAGGAGAUAGUGUCUCGGGCUGCUAUAUUCUUCUCCAUGAUGGCUCUUGCUGGCAGCGCCAAUGGCUUGAUUGAAUACGAUAUCUCAGAGUCCCUUGAAGGAGCCAAAAUCAUUGCCACGUGGCAAUGGAUCUUUAUUAUUGAAGGUAGAUAUACCACCUAUGGCACUAAUUCAAAACCUUCGCGCAUCCCAUCUCGCUCAUCGUAA
Molecule: messenger RNA, 639 nt
Organism: Penicillium macrosclerotiorum
Lineage: Eukaryota; Fungi; Ascomycota; Eurotiomycetes; Eurotiales; Aspergillaceae
Product: pantothenate transporter
Exons: 3
Coding region: 1-639 (212 amino acids)
Cellular component (GO): membrane
Molecular function (GO): transmembrane transporter activity
Source: RefSeq, a predicted model, not a curated record